AUGGUCUGCGGAAUCACCACAUACGGCACGGCCCUGGCUAUCAUCCUCGUUCCUGCUCUCGUCGUACCUUUUGUCCUCGCCAACAUCAUCGGCUGGACAGCAUUCGGAAUUCACAAGCAUCGCAAGCACAAGCGCCAACGUGAACACGGCCAGGGCGGCGGCUAUGGUUCAGCAGCAGGACCAGGCAAUACAUUUGUUACCAGCACAGGCCCUGGUGGAGAGACUGUAGUCUCUGUUGUCCCGGCCGGAGGGGCUGCUGGAACUGCUGGGGCUGCUGGGUCGGGUGGUGGUACUUAUGUUGCUGGUGCCCCUGGUGGUGCUGGUGGUGCUAGCGGAAGUGGUGCAGCCUACACGACUGGCGGAGUGCCUGUUCAGAGACAAGUGGUUCAGACAGCCAGCGGCCCUCGGGUCGAAGAGACAGUGGUCGUCGCCUAA
Messenger RNA from Aureobasidium uvarum, 435 nucleotides. The record is from the annotation of a GenBank genome assembly. NCBI's taxonomy places the organism in Eukaryota, Fungi, Ascomycota, Dothideomycetes, Dothideales, Saccotheciaceae.